AUGAGCGCGGCGGCGCAGUCCCCGGCGUUGCGGCCGACAGAGGCCGGCGGGGCGGGCGAGCGGGAGCCGCUGCCGCCCGGCUGGGAAGUGAAGAUCGACCCGCAGACCGGCUGGCCCUUCUUCGUGGACCACAACAGCCGCACCACCACCUGGAGCGACCCCAGGCUGCCGCAGCAGGGCGACCACCGCAAGGAAAAUCAAUCAGCGAAUGGUCUAUCUGGAAAUAGUCCAAACGUGUCUCAAGCAAGAGAAGGAAAUAUGGGAUACCCAAAGCUUCGUGCUGGUUACAUCCCCAUUCCUGUAAUACAUGAAGGUUUGGACAACAGGCAGCAACAUUCAUACUAUUCUGGCUAUCAGCCUAGCAUGCAACGAGUCAAGACAGAAACCAUUCCUCCCACAAUGCGAGCAUCAUCACCAAUAAGGGGAAAUUUUGCCCGUUCACAGUCCCCAGCUAUGGGAAUGGCAGAAGUUGGCCAGGCAGAUAAACAAUGUGGACAGACAACAGCAGCUGCCCCAACACAAGUUCCCUCCUCACAUGGAUCUGAGCAAUCUCCAUCAACUGCACCUUCCGAGUCACCAACAAUUUCUCCUCAGCUAUCAGGAAGACCUAGCCCAGGAGGCCAACAACUCCCUCGUGGGUAUAUUCCUAUCCCUGUCAUCCAUGAGGGAAAUAUUCCAAGACAACCAUCACAGGCCUAUCAUCAAGCACAGAAGACACAUUAUCCAGCUCAGCAGAGUGAUUACCAAGCUCACCAACCAGUGUACCAUCAAAUCCAGGUUGAUAAUGUGGAUCAGAAGCCACAAAGGGCACCGUCCCCAUUUAGGGCAUCACAGAGAGGCUCGGGAAGUCGUGAAAGUUCACCAGGCAGAGUCCAAUCUCCAACUCCCAUCAGAGUACAAUCAGUCAAACCUCAAGUGAGUGUGGUUUCUCAGCAACAAGUGCCAACCCAAGGAACAUCACCGACGUUACCGCCUGAUGCUAAGUUUGAAAACAAGGCAGUCCCAAUGCCUGCUCCUUCUAUCCCCAUUCAAGUCAACCGUACAGAUGCAGAUACUAAGCCGUCCCCACAAAAACCACCUCCCACAGCAGAAAAUGUUGAUAAAAAGAUUCCUUGCCCUGCUAAAGCAGCUCCUGUAGAAGAAAUAUCUCCCCCACAAGAAAGCAAACCACAGAAAACUUCAGAGGCAGAAGAGCCUCCAAAACAUCCAGGACUUUUGAAAGUUGAAGCUGUUCUAAACAGAGUACAAUUACUGGAGCAGGAAGUCGAUUCUUUUCAAGGUAAGAAGAAUGGCAAAAAAUAUCUAAUGAUAGAAGAGUAUUUGACCAAAGAGCUGCUAGCCUUGGACUCUGUGGACCCAGAGGGUCGUCCUGAUGUUCGACAGGCCAGGAGAGAUGGAGUAAGGAAAGUCCAGAAUAUCUUGGAAAGACUUGAACAGAAAGCAGAAGAUGUUGCAGAGCCUAAUCAAGGGGAUGGACUUCACUCACAUUUGCCUGAGAAUACUCCAUCAUCACAGGAAAACAUGGAUGUGGAUCCUAGGGCGGAAAACCUUACUAAGGAUAUAAGUAAUGAGAAUGCCAAGGAACAAAUCAAAGUGGAAAUGAAUCAGCCUGGAAAUAAGGAAGGAGUAGUUACCAAUCUUGCCAAAGAAACAAACACAUCUGAAUAUGCAACUGAACCAUAGCCAGAGGCAAAAAUUAAAAUCCUUGAACUCUUUAAAUUAAAGUGUGUGUUAAGUGAAUUUUAACUUGCAUGCAUUCAGGAGCUUUUCACCAAUUGGUUUUUAAUCAAAAUAGCAGCUUGGAACACUGUAAACACUCAGGUGAGGGAGAUAUGGAGGCAUAAAGAAAAUACAUUUAGUCUAUAUUCUAUCUGUUGUUUGCAGGAUUGGCUCAAAGAGCAUCAUAUAAAAAAUGGAUGUCUACCCAUUGGGGGAAAUUGGGUUAAUAUUGGCAAGUAUACUGACUAAUGUAAAACAUAUUACCUAACCAUAUCAGGAUAAUUUUUUUAAAAAAAAACACUAUUGAAGGGAAAGAUUUUUACUAUUAGGCACUUUAAAGUAACAAUGCCUUGAAAGUGUGUUGAGAAAAUAUAGAUAUAUUUAUAUGUGUUGAGAACUUUAGUGCUAUAUUUUAAAUGGGAAAAAAUAAAAUUCUGUAGGAACCUGA
Anolis carolinensis (green anole) is the source of this 2167-nucleotide messenger RNA. It is a transcript of the gene bag3, whose product is annotated as BAG cochaperone 3. The transcript has 4 exons. The coding region runs from base 1 to 1683 and encodes 560 amino acids. Gene Ontology annotation, biological process: muscle cell cellular homeostasis; protein stabilization; negative regulation of striated muscle cell apoptotic process. NCBI's taxonomy places the organism in Eukaryota, Metazoa, Chordata, Lepidosauria, Squamata, Anolidae. Gene Ontology annotation, cellular component: membrane; cytoplasm; cytosol. Gene Ontology annotation, molecular function: protein-folding chaperone binding; adenyl-nucleotide exchange factor activity. The record is from RefSeq and is a predicted model, not a curated record.